AUGUCUGUGACCAUGAAGAAGGCAUCUGUUGUUGUGGCCACUCGACAGGAGGGGAGCGGAGCUGCCGCCAAACUCACAGUCACUAAACCCGAGAACAAAAUAUUGGCCAAGAUCGCCCAAAGUACCGGCUCCGAGAGCCCGCGAGAUGGCGACCGGAAGAUGUCCAAACUGUUCUCCCGGAGGUUGACGAUGGGCAAGAAGGACGACGCCUCGGAGACCAGCCAGGAGGAAGGGGGCGGGGCCAAGAGAGGGAGCCUCAUGCCUUCCAGCUCCACCAGAACCAGCGUCUCCGCCGGAAGUGGGUCGCGCUUGAGCAUUGUGGGACUGAUGGCGAGCAGACGAUUCGCCAAGAGGCUCAUGGGUCGGGCCCUGGAGAAGAGGGAGAGCACGCUGGGAGACGGCCCCCCACCCGUGCUGUACGAGCCCACCUACAGGCUGGAUCCAAAGAAGAAGUUUGAGCCCAGCCCCGUGCUCAGCAUUGUCAAAGACGUUAUCGACAACAGACUCAAAGACAUGAAAUACAACCCCCGAAUCACACCCAACAUGAACCGGAUCCUCAGUGAAGAGGUCAAAGACAGAGUGAAGAAGUUGAACUUUGACCGUUACAAGAUCAUCGUCCUUGUGAUGAUCGGUGAGAAGAAAGGUCAGGGCAUCAUGGUGAGCAGUCGGUGCUCCUGGGACGACAAAGUGGACAAUUACGUCACUCACACCUUCCAGAACAAGAAUAUCUUCUGCACGUGCAAUGUGUACGGCGCAUACAAGGAAUGA
Messenger RNA from Aplysia californica (California sea hare), 768 nucleotides. RefSeq names its product tctex1 domain-containing protein 4-like. NCBI's taxonomy places the organism in Eukaryota, Metazoa, Mollusca, Gastropoda, Aplysiida, Aplysiidae. The coding region runs from base 1 to 768 and encodes 255 amino acids. Gene Ontology annotation, cellular component: cytoplasmic dynein complex; cytoplasm. Gene Ontology annotation, molecular function: dynein intermediate chain binding. Gene Ontology annotation, biological process: microtubule-based movement. The transcript is spliced from 3 exons. The record is from RefSeq and is a predicted model, not a curated record.